Pseudonaja textilis is the source of this 4591-nucleotide messenger RNA. The record is from RefSeq and is a predicted model, not a curated record. NCBI's taxonomy places the organism in Eukaryota, Metazoa, Chordata, Lepidosauria, Squamata, Elapidae.
GAGACUGGCGAGCUUCGCCCGUGCCAAGCAGGCAGCGGCGGCGGAGGCAGCAGCAUGCCCAGCGGGGCGAGCCGCCUCCAUCUUGCGCUGUCCCCGGACGGCCGGCACGGAGGCAGCCAGAGGGUCCAGCCCAGCCCCAUUGGGAGAAAGCAGCAUGGCGAACAGCGGGUGCCAGGAUGCCCUCUAGGUCUGGCCAGCUUGUCUAGGUCCGAGGCAGCACGAUGGCUUCGGGUGUGGAGCUCACAGACAGCAGCCAUUCUAGUUCCCUUCUGAUCCAGCUGAACGAGCAGCGGCUACGCGGACAGUUCUGUGAUAUCACCAUCAUCGCCGAAGACACUAAGUUCAAGGCCCACAAAAACAUCCUCGCGGCCUCCAGCCCCUACUUCAAGGAGGUCCUCUCCGAGGAAUCGGCAUCUCGCCAGCCGCGCCAGAUCCUGGAGCUUCCCGACAUCCAGGCGAAAAUCUUCUCGGACAUCUUGAACUUCAUUUAUAACUCUCGGCUCUCGGUGCCCAGUCCGGCCAUUGCCAAGGAGAUUGGGGUGGUAGGCCGACGGUUGGGCAUCUCCCGCUUGGAGAACCUGGAUGAUCCCCUGGCGGAGGUUAAGAUGGACAGUCCCAGCAUGGCCUCCCCUCGAGGGUGUGGCUCCCCCAUUGACCUCACCUGCCCCUCCCGUUCUUCAGAACCCUCUAGCCCUGUUUGUUUGCAGGAUUUGACCAAAGUGUACAGCCCCAGGCAGGAGCCCCGCCCUGACUCCGAAACCGAAACGGCCAAGAUCCUCUACAAUCUGAGCUCCGUUGCGGCCGUACCGCCGCCCACGGCCUCCGAUUUGACCUUCGUGCUGAAGGAAAACAUCGAUUGGGACCACAACCUCUCCGGGGCUCCUCCUGUAGCUUCUGUCAACCCAAACGAUGGGGUGCCAGCGUCCGCCUCUUCUUCCUCCCCCUCGUCCCCCUCCGGGGCUUCCUACCCAGCCAGCAGCACCUUCUGCUGCGGGAGCUGCAACCGGUCCUUUGCGACAUCCUCCGCCCUCAGCCUCCACGCGAAGCUCCACCGGACGCGGCGUUCACUCUCCUGCCGCCACUGCGGCAAAAGUUUCAUCCACAUCAAGCGGCUGCAGACACACGAAGUCUUGUGCAAGGAGGGGGAGAAACCCAAAGAGGGGGACCCCGCCAACAAGGCGCCCGCCAGCCCAGAGUUACCUUCCAAGCCAACAGUUGUAGCGGCUUCUUCCAAAAAGGCGAUGCUCUUCCGCCAUCGGGGCCCGCCACGCAUGGAUUAUCUCUCCGACCAAGACCACUUCGUCAAAGUUGUAGACGGGCACAUCAUCUACUUCUGCACCGUCUGCGAGCGGUCCUACAUGACCCUCUCCAGUCUCAAGCGUCACUCCAAUGUCCAUUCCUGGCGCCGGAAAUACCCGUGCCGUUACUGCGACAAAGUGUUCGCCUUGGCCGAGUACCGCACCAAGCACGAAGUGUGGCACACCGGGGAACGUCGCUACCAAUGCAUCUUCUGCUGGGAGACCUUUGUGACUUACUACAACCUGAAGACUCAUCAGAAAGCCUUCCACGGGAUCAAUCCUGGCCUCAUCUCCUCAGAGAAGACCCCUAACGGGGGUUACAAGCCUAAACUGAACGCGUUGAAACUCUACCGCCUGUUGCCCAUGCGCUCCCAGAAGAGGCCGUAUAAAACGUACAGCCAGGCGGUGGCAUCCGAGGACCUUCUGCACCCAACGCGUGCCGUCCCCAUGACCCUGGGGGAGAGUGGUCCCUUGGAUGGAAACCUGGUCUCUUCCUUGAGCGCCGGUGACGUGGCUUCCGUCUUCCCCACCAUGAAUGCCUCUUUAGAAUUGCCUGAGGCCGAAUGCACCCACCAGCAGGAAACCACAAGCACCGAGGAGACGUCCGUCUUUCCAACUCCCAGUGAGGAGAGCCAGCUGGGCAAACCGGCCCGGUCUUUGAGCACAGAGGCACCCACCGUCAUCGCCUACGGGCACCCCACUUCUUCUGUGAUCGUUCAUAGCACCUCGGUGAAAGCCCAGGCUCCUUCCGUGAUCACGUACAACAGCACGUCAUCCAGCGCUCUGUUGAAUGCGGGGACUGCACCAUCGCUGUCCCAGUUGGAGUCCCCUUCUCCAGCUAUAACCAAACCCAUUAAGAAGCAGGUCCUGAGAGAAUACAUCCAGUCCCAGAAGAUGGAGGGGCAGGCUUCGGAAGAGGACGGCAGUGAGCAGGGGUUCAAAUCGAGGGGACCGCGGAGUGGGCGCACCAUGACUUACAUGGCUAAACCGGCCUGUGUGGGAGCCACCUCCGAAAGCCGAGCAGCUCCACUCUGCCAGAUCACAGUCCGCAUCGGCGAGGAAGCCAUCGUCAAGCGGCGGAUCUCGGAAACCGACCUCAUGCUUGACAAAAGCACCCGGGUGGGAGGAAGGCGCCUGGAUUUCAGCCAUGAUCUGAGCAGUGAGAAACCGCAUCACUCCCUCCUGCCUCCGACGCUCCACGGCAAGCGGGCCGAGAGGGUGUUUGCGAACGAGAGCGGUGAGGAGGACAGCGACCGCGGAGACACAGAAGACCAACUCUGGCGCCCCUACUACAGCUACAAACCCAAACGGAAGCCCGGCAGCAGCGGCAGCAGCAAAGCCCUGCCGAAGGUGAAGAAGUCGCGGUGGCGGCACAAGCUGCGUUCCCUGCACUGGAUGAAGCGGUCAGAAGAAAACAAGGAGGGAAGCCGAGCGGGACCCCACCGUCCGGGCUCUGCCGAAGUAUCCGGGGGACAGGGCGCUGCCUCCGACCGGGAUGAGAUGGACCAGCCAAUCAAAGUGGGGGGUGGGCGGGGCACUGAAUGGAAGCACGAGUGUGGCAUUUGCGGCAAACUCUUCUCGGCCCUCAAGAAACUGAAGAAGCACGAACGGGUCCAUGCCCGCCUUGCCAAGGACAGCCAGGCCGUGGCGGUUUUGACAGCCACCCCUCACCGGGUGGGCCGCAAGCCCCUGGUGAAGUUUGCCUGUGCCCACUGCACAAAGGUCUGCAAGACCGCGGCGGCCCUGAGCCGCCACAUGAAACGGCAUGAAGGCCAAGAGGAGGUCCCCCUGCCGGUGCUUACCACGGUCAUUGCUUACUCCAAGAAGCCCACCGAGGUGCCCAUGCCCACCCCUCCCCCAGUGGUCAAGGAAGAGACCACUCAGGAGAUGCAGGUGUCGUCUUCCAGCGGGGAGGCACCCGGAGGCCAGCCAGAGGUGCCCGAGGAGGGCUGUGCAGAAACAGUGCCGUACAGCAGGCACACCCCUCGGCCCGAAGAUGAAAACCUGUCGCCGCCAGGGGCCACCAAGUCCCCUUUUCACGAGGAGCCACCCAUCUGCUCGCCACUGCUACAGGCCACCACGACCACCACUAGCCUCGCCGACCUGCCGCCAGAUCUACCCCGCUCUCUUCAAGACCCCAUCAUCUCUCACACCGGCCCGGUUCAGAAAGAGAUCCUGGCGGCCCAGGAGAUGGAAGGCGACCGAUACCCAGUCCAGGAGUAUCCGUUGCCCCUGCUGGUGCCCGGGAGUUGCCGGAGCCGAAAGGAGGUGGAAGACAAGGCCUCGUUCCUGGCUUAUCCCAGCGCCAUUCAGUUCAACACCGUCAGCAAGGCCGGAAGCAGCAGCGGCGACGGUAAAGUCAGCUUCUACCCCGAGCCGUACCCGCUGAUGUAUGGGCACCAGCUGCUGGCUGCCUACCCCUACAAUUUCACCCUGCCGGUGGCUUUGAACAUGGUCAUUCCGAGCGACAGUGGCCAGCCCUUGCCCUUCCUGCCCAAUGUCUUCAGCUAUUCGAUGAACCCUUGCCGGGGCGUGGUGGGGCAUGAGGGGCCGCCCGCCGCCCACGGGGGCCUGGGGAUGGGCGGCUCGGCUCGGGAGAGCCGAGGAGAUCCAGCGGUGCCCGAGAGGCUGAAGAAAGGCGGGCUUCUUUGAGGGACAGGGCAGGCAAGGGGCGCCCGGAUUACGGGGCCUGGAAGAAAGGCAAGGCAGAGGAGUGGCCGGCCUCCGCCCCUCUUCGGUUCUGAGAAGGUAGGGGGGCAUGCUUAGGAGGACCGUUGUGGGGGUGGGUGGGUGAGUGCGGAUGGGCCCCCCCCCUAAACCGGGGGCAGGUAGAAGAGAACCAGCCCCACAACUCUUCCUAUCAGGGGCAUUUCGCAUGGGACACGUUGUCGUAGAGAAGACUUCUUUAAAAAAAUAAAAACCAUAGCAAAAAUAGGUACAGGGUACCCUCUUCCCUCCCCCUUUCCUGCCCACCCACUCCCACCCACGCCUGGUUCCUAAACACCCCCUCCCCCUCCCCCUAUGAAUGUUGUUUGUAGACACAAAUAAGAGUGAAUUUGCACAAGGAACCGCUUUUCACCCUUCUGACUCAACGCCUCGCCAUCCCCAGGGCGAUUUCCAGCCUGUUCUCGUGCGCCCCCUCCUCCUCUGUAUUUUUGCUGCUGGGGGGUGGAUGGGGUGAAGAGGUGGGGGGGGUCAGACUCUCUAAUGUAGCUCCUCCCCUCCCUGCUUUGGGGGUGCCUGCGGACCCCCCUCCUCUUCCUCCUGCUCCUCCCCACAAACCGCCUGAGGAU